GUAUUAAAUUUAGAAUGCAUUUCAAUAUUCAUUCCUUUCUUUUUACAUCAUCAGUAAAAGACUUUAACCAAAAACCAUUUGUACGUUCUGUAAUUGCUUUUGACCUGAGGUGUCUAUACUUGAUCUCAUUUUCUCCCUUUCUAAUUCUUCCCUUUGCAAAUGUACAUUUUCAUGAAAUUCUCGUGAACACUGUUGUCUUUAUCACAAAAUAAUAUCCAAAAGCUGUAAGAAUAUACCAUAUCCACUAUAAAACCCUCUUUUGUGCCGCAUUUUUACUUUAAUAGAGUUGUCAUUUUUGACAAAAGUCGAUGGCUAAUCAGAAUGAGGUUCAUGGCCUCUAUUGUGAUAAUGAUUUACAAGAAGGUCAGGAUGAAACAACAUUAUUCCCCGAUAACAAUGAAUCAAGUUUUUCCAAUGAUGACAGUUUUGAGUUAGCUAGCAGUGAUCUUGUAUUACUAGAUACUGUUGAACAAAAUCUGACCUUAAACGAUACUACCAUUAAUCCCCCCAGACCUCUGGCAAUAUCAAAUAAUCAUACUGGCGGCUAUCACAAUUCUGUACCAAGUCAGUGUGCUCCAAGUAGCGAGGCAUACGACGAUGGUUGGGACUUUUCCUCGCUACCCAAUGAAGUUGAAGAAAGGCUUGAUCCAUUGUUUCUUGUAAUUGAAACAAGGGAAGAAUAUGAAGAAAAAAAUGACUAUUCAUUUAUGAAGAAGGUUAUCCUGCUCACGAAUAUUGUUAACAGAAAACCGUCCACCGCAAUUCUGUUGGACGAGUGGUCGGAUACUCCAGUGAGAACUGGCGAUUCGUUGGCGAUAUAUGAUGCUUCUGAAAUUGAAGGGGAUAUGAUUGUUUCGAACUCCAACGGAUAUAUUAUCAUGUUUCCAUUUUACUUAUUAUCAGCGACAUCCGUCGCCGAUUCAUUUACAUGUUUAAGACGAGCAACUUUUAAAGAAUGGUAUGGAUCUACACAUUAUCUAACAAAACCAAUUGUUUACGGAAACAUUUUGCAUAGGGUUUUUCAGAAUUGUCUUCGUGACCCAAAUGAGUUUACCGGAUUAGAUAAAUUGGACGCUCUUCUACGUAACUCCAUCAAAUUAGAAACAGUUAACAUUCAUUUCGCUGGUCUCACUAACGAUCAGUGUCUGAAUGAAUUGAGAGAACGUUUGCCUGCUAUUAGAAAAUGGAUGCUUUCAAUCACAACGGGUGAUGAACGUCAGCCUGUAUUGAUUAAAGCGUUGAUCGAUACCGAAGAAUCAAUAUUGUCUUAUAGGUUUGGACUCAAAGGUAAUAUCGAUGCUACUGUUGAAGCUAGUAUUACUGGAAUGCGACCCUCAGUUUAUCCAUUGGAAUUGAAAACAGGAAAAGUUACCAACACUACAAGUCAUUUCGCUCAAGCAUUAAUGUAUACACUGUUAAUGUCUGAAAAGAGUGGAUCAGAUAUACAGAACGCAUUACUUGCUUACUUGGAAACAAGUACUUUAACGCCAGUAAAAUCUACGGUUAACAAACUACGUGGAAUUAUCAUUGCUCGAAAUAGACUCAUAAGCUCUAUAUGGCAUCAUGAAAUACCACCAAUUGUGGGAAACGUUAGAACGUGUCAACGUUGCUACCUUUCUGAAGAGUGUUUUACGUAUAAUGAAGCUUUUAAAAACGAAGACUCGGAAAUUGAGCCUAUACAAAGUCUUUACCAAUCAAAACUUGAGACUAGAGAUAAAAAGGACAUUGAGUUUCUGCGGAAAUGGGACCGUUUGCUUCUCUUCGAAGAAAAAAUCAUAUCCAAGUGCAAGUUUGAUAUGUAUUUUCUUUCAGCUGAGGAAAAAGAGGAACGAGGUGAUUGUGUAAACAAUUUAAAACUAACUAAAUUUCCGCUUGAUCGUGGCUCCUCAUUAAGUAAACGCUAUUUAUAUUCCUUUUUUAAGGAUGAAAGUAUACGUACUUCGCUGAACGUUGGUGACCAUGUUCUACUAUCAUCAACUAACGGAAAGUGGACUCUAGCGAAAGGUGUAAUCACCUACAUGGAACGAAAUCAAGUCGAUACAGAACUGAACCAAUUUCUCAGUCCUACAAUUUUAAAUAAGUUUAAUUCUGGUGACCUUCCUUUUCCUGAAACUGAUAGCGUAGAUGCAUUAUUCCGAAUUGACAAGGACGAAUAUACAGGCGGUCUAUCUCUUAUUCGAAGCAAUAUACUGAAGUUAUGUAUUCUCGCCGAACAUGAAAGUCUUCGUAGGUUAAUCAUACAUCUCGAUGCUCCCUCGUUUACAAAACAUAAGACAAAACCUGCUAGUGUGGUUAUGGAACAACUAAAUUCUGAUCAGCGAAAAGCAAUAGACCAUGUUUUAUGCGCCGAUGAUUACGCUUUAAUACUUGGCAUGCCAGGUACUGGAAAGACGACUACCAUCGCUUGUCUCAUACAUACCCUAGUAUCUAAUGGAAAGUCCGUACUUUUGUCCUCUUACACUCACACGGCAGUUGACAAUAUAUUGUUGAAAUUAAAGCAAUUCAACUUUCCUAUUCUUCGAUUAGGCUCAAAGUCCAAGGUACUACCAGAAGUGUUUUCAUUUUGCUUUGGCGAACAUGAUACAGCAAGUGAUGAUAUUACUGUCAAGAAGAUUUACGAGGAACCACUUAUCGUCGCUACUUCUUGCCUGGGAAUUCAGCACCCAUUAUUUUCGAAAAGAAAAUUUGAUUAUUGUCUCAUUGAUGAGGCAUCUCAAAUUCCUCUCCCUGUAUGUCUUGGACCAUUGGAGAAUGCACAUAAGUUUGUACUAAUUGGUGACCAUUAUCAAUUGGCACCAUUAGUUAAAAGUUCAGAAGCUACUGAGAACGGAUUAGGCUUAAGUCUUUUCAAGUUACUUACAGAAGCGCAUCCAGAAGCUGUGAGUUUAUUACGCCUUCAAUACAGAAUGAACGAGGAUAUCGUUUCGCUCUCAAAUAAACUAAUCUAUGGAGGUAUGCUUCAGUGUGGCUCUCAAAAAACAGCUCUAAAAAGGCUUCAUAUUAGUGACACUGACCCUCAAAAAAUUAACCGGUUGCUUUGUUCUGUGAAAAUAGGUAACAGCAAUUUACCAUGGCUCCAUAAAUUGCUUGAUCCUGCAAAAUCUGUGCUGUUUUUUGAUACUGAUGGAUGUUCGGCUAGCGAAACAAAAAAUGGACGAUCUAUUGAGAAUAUAAAGGAGGCAGAUUUUAUAUUUAAUUCCGUCUUAGCACUAACUGUUCUCGGAUUAGAACAAAAAGCUAUCGGCGUGAUUACUAUUUAUCGAAGCCAAGUUUAUUGCUUAAGACGAGUUUUAAGUGAUUUUCCCGAAGUCGAAAUUAACACUGCAGAUAAAUAUCAAGGACGUGACAAAGAUGUGAUUUUAUUAUCAUUUGUUCGCUCUAAUCCAAAUGACUCCGUCGGUGAACUGCUUAAGGACUGGAAACGUAUCAAUGUGAUCUUAACUAGAGCUAAAACUAAGUGUAUCAUGUUUGGUUCUAAAAAAACGUUAUCGUCUGCAACGUUAUUCCGAAGUCUCUUUUCCUUUCUUGAAGAAAAGGGGUGGCUAUAUUUACUAAAAGAAGACAUUGGUGCAGAUGGAACGGUUUUAACAGCUACAACAAACAUUACUGAACACUGUUUUAGAAAUAAGAAACGUGAACUUAAGGUAUUUGACGGUGAAAACGUGUUAUUGAAAAAAUCCAAGCUUGCAUCCUUUCUUGUUGAUCCCUAACCUUUAUGAAUGCAUACCUUCUAUUUUCUCCAAGACACGAACACUUCGUCAGUACGAUACCUUUGUGUAAUUGUUGAAUCUUCCAAUGAACAAAUACUACCAUUUUUAAACGCCAGAAGUCCAGCUUGAGCAAUCAUAAUGCCAUUAUCGAUACAGAAUCGUUCAUCCGUUGCAAAUAACAUGGCACCUCGCUCUUCGCACAUCUCGGACAUCAUCUGUUGCAAUCUUUUGUUACAUCCGACACCUCCAACGAUGAGAACAGAAUCGGCGCCAACAUGAGCCAUGGCACGUUCUGUAAUUUCAACGAGCAUCGCAAAACCGGUCUCUUGCAAUGAAAAGCAUAGAUCUGAUUUUGUAUACUUUCCCGCGUUUUCUGGAGAUGGAUUAAAUAGUAGUUCAUCUGCAGCAGCUUCAACACCGGAAAGAAGUCCUGAAAAUGAACAAUCCAUUCCCUUUACGGUGUAAGGUAGAUCCACAAAUUGUGU
Molecule: messenger RNA, 4195 nt
Organism: Schizosaccharomyces japonicus yFS275
Lineage: Eukaryota; Fungi; Ascomycota; Schizosaccharomycetes; Schizosaccharomycetales; Schizosaccharomycetaceae
Product: DNA replication endonuclease-helicase Dna2
Exons: 4
Coding region: 309-3710 (1133 amino acids)
Biological process (GO): telomere maintenance; replication fork processing; Okazaki fragment processing involved in mitotic DNA replication
Cellular component (GO): site of double-strand break; cytoplasm; nucleoplasm
Molecular function (GO): helicase activity; 5'-flap endonuclease activity; single-stranded DNA helicase activity
Source: RefSeq, a predicted model, not a curated record